CUGAGCGGGGACCGAGCCCAGGUGUCCAGGCUCGAGGUCGGGAGGGGGCAUGGCGGGCCGGCGGGUAGUGAGCUCCCGGUCCCGGGGGCUUCUGCUCACUCGGCCGCCCUUGGCGCGGCGUCCCGGCAGCACCGCUGGCUCUUCUUCCUGUCGCGGGGGGUGGUGGGCGUCGGCGUGGCCAGCUACUCCACCAUCGCCCCCACCGUCAUCGGGGACCUGUUCGUGAGGGGCCGCAGGACCCGGAUGCUGUCGCUCUUCUACAUCUUCAUCCCAGUCGGAAGCGGCCUGGGCUACGUGCUGGCAUCCGCAGUGACCGAGGCUACGGGAGACUGGCACUGGGCCUUCAGGAUCCUGCCCUGCUUGGAGGCGGCGGCCUUGGCCCUCCUGAUCCUGCUGGUCCCGGACCCCCCGCGGGGAGCGCUGGAGGAGCGGCCCGAAGCCUCCUCCGCAGCCAGGAGCAGCUGGUGCGAGGACGUCCGCUCCCUGUGGAGGAAGUGAGUGCGCGGCGCG
Monodelphis domestica (gray short-tailed opossum) is the source of this 510-nucleotide messenger RNA. RefSeq names its product protein spinster homolog 3-like. Gene Ontology annotation, cellular component: membrane. Gene Ontology annotation, biological process: transmembrane transport. NCBI's taxonomy places the organism in Eukaryota, Metazoa, Chordata, Mammalia, Didelphimorphia, Didelphidae. The record is from RefSeq and is a predicted model, not a curated record. Gene Ontology annotation, molecular function: transmembrane transporter activity.